AACCAAGAGGGAUAGGGGGAGGUAUUAGUGUGCUUGAAUGACGACAGGUUCAGACAGUGUGACGAUUGUGUGUGUCAGAGUAAGGUGAGUAGAGCCCAGAACACAGCGAGCGAGUAAGAGCAGAGUCACGCGAAAACAGCCAGCAGGUUUCAAAGACUGGAUAAAGAUUGCUCCUGAGUUCACAAGACCAUGACUAUCGGCAGGAGCUCCAAAAAGAACAUGGCCCCUCGUUCUCCUCCUUUCCUGGACAAGGCUAGUGGAUUCUAUGGGCGCUUGGAUGAAGUGUGUGGAGACGGUGUACAGAGAGAGACCACAGAAGAGCAGAUAGGAACCUUGAACCGGAACAGCCAAGACAAUAGGACAGCUCCGAGCUGGAUAGAAGAGGAUGAUCAUGUGGUUGAUUUUAACCAGGGCAUGAUGGAUGACGAUGGGACCACUUUACUGAAGAGAAAGCCCAGCAGACUGAGUCGCCGCUGGAGCAGGAUGAGCUCCAGGAAGGCAAAAUAUGAUACAUUUUCCUCAGAGAAAGAACUGGGUAAGGAGACCAAUAAGUUCACCUCUGUUCAUCUAAACCCAGAGGUGCCACCACCAGCAUCCCAAACCCUGGAAAACAGCAGGGAACCAGAACCAACACUUGUCCAUUUCUCUGCGAGGGAGCAUGCUGACGACCAGAUUCUGAUCUCAGGGAAGAAGGAAGGAGAAGGGGAAAUGGAAGACACAAAAAAAGGGAAGAAGCCAGAAGGCAAACAUAACGGAGAGUCACUGGAAGUUGUAAAGAGAAACACUGUCAAGAAUUAUCGCAAGGCUGUGGACAGAGCUUUCCGUCGAGGAUGGGAGACUUUCGUUGCCAAUCUGUAUAGUGUGACACUGACACCUAUAUCAUCAAACUCUUCUUCAUCCACAACAUCAGACAAAAGUGAAUUGAACAGGAAUGGUGUUUUAGCAGAAUUCAGAUAAUAGUAGAACAGACUGAUUUGUAUUUUCAACUUGAUGAGUAAUUCAAAUUAUUCAUUUAAAUGUGCACAAAUAUUGAAUAAUGCAUGGUUGUUCUUGAAUAAAACUGAUACCCACUGAUCAUUAUGUAACUUGACAUGAAAGGUCAAUAUUUGAACUUUUUAUCAAUAUAUACAUUUGUUAUCACAGUGCUAAAGAGGCGUCUACUUGAUCUUUGUUCCCUUUGUAAGGAAACAUGAGGCCUAUAUGCUAUUAUGAUCUGACAUGGAAAGAUCUUUUUUAUUUCAUGUGAUAAAGUUUUUGAGCUGUGAACCGUGGCAGAGUUCCUGUACUUUGGAUAUGGGCAUGUAUUACAGUUUAUGUACCAAAGGGUUAACUCUUAAAAAAAGAAAAAAAAUUUGGGAGCUCAUGGAUUAAAAAAAAAAAGUAAUCAACAGGUAUCAUCACUGGCAGUGAAGUGUAUAAAUAACUGAGCCAAGAGAUGAAGUGAAUAUAUUAAUGUUUUUGGGACUUAUUUAUCUUCUAAAACUUGCUUGCUGAACCCAAUUUCCUAAUGUCAUGUAUUUGUUUGGUUUUGUUUUGUUUUAACAGCAUCAUGACGUCAAAGCAAUGAUAAUAAUUAAAAGGAAAAGUGAGACAAAAUCAA
Molecule: messenger RNA, 1600 nt
Organism: Carassius auratus (goldfish)
Lineage: Eukaryota; Metazoa; Chordata; Actinopteri; Cypriniformes; Cyprinidae
Exons: 3
Coding region: 190-957 (255 amino acids)
Source: RefSeq, a predicted model, not a curated record